ACAUGCUCGUUUGCAUGUGUUAUUUUGCACACCAUUUUAGUUUUUGUUUUAUAAGUGAAAUUUGUAAUGAUGUCUGAUGUACCAGACCUUAGUAGUGACGAGGAAAACUAUGAAGAGGAUGAUUGGCAAGAGAUGGAGACUUGUAAUACAAUGUUAACCUGUUUAUUUUGCACUGAUGUCUUUCCUUCUGUCGACGCAGGUUUUAAACACUGCGAAAUAGCGCAUAAGUUUAAUUUAAACAGUUUAAAAUUGAAGCAUAAUAUGGACUGUUACUCGUACAUCAAAAUGAUUAAUUUCAUUAAAACCCAUAAACCCACCUCUGAGGAAAUCAUGAGUAUGUCAGAGGCUCCUUGGGAUGAUGAAGCGUUUUUAAAACCUGCAGAAAAUGAUGAGUGGCUUAUGUUUGACUUCGAAUCAUUGACGGAUAAACCCAGUUCUCCUAAAAUUUAUCAUGCCAAUGUAGAAAAUGGACUGGUCACACUGUCGCAAACACACUUCAUAGAACUUCAGCGCACAAUUCAAACUUUAACUGCUCAAGUUAAUGAGAGUCAAACACAUCUUCAAAUGGCAAAAGAGGAUAUUAAAAAAAUGCAAGAUUCUAUGAAGAAUAUAAUUGAAGGUGGGCACUCAAAUAGCAAUGGUGAGGAGAGUAAUUACAUAGUUAACUGUGUAUCUAAAGUGCCCCUAGAAGAUGACGAAGGAUACUUUAAUACAUAUGCCCAUUUUGGUAUUCAUUAUGAUAUGUUAUCAGACAAGGUCCGAACUGAAAGUUACAGAGAUGCUAUCUUAAAUAACAAAGAUACAAUAAAAGACAAGACAGUAUUAGAUCUGGGAUGUGGUACAGGGAUACUUUCAAUGUUUUCUGCUACUGCUGGGGCUAAAGCAGUCUAUGCAUUGGAUCAAUCAGAGAUAAUAUACCAUGCAAUGGAUAUUAUAACAGAAAACAAUUUACAGAGUGUUAUCAAAACAAUCAAAGGCAGAUUAGAAAAUACAAAUUUAGAUGAAAAAGUUGAUAUUAUUGUAUCCGAGUGGAUGGGUUAUUUUUUACUUUUUGAAGGUAUGCUAGACAGUGUAAUUUAUGCAAGAGACAAAUGUCUCAAACCUGGAGGGAUAUUGUUACCAAAUAGAUGUAACAUAAGUCUCACCGCUUGUGGUGAUAUUGACAAACACAACAACUUAAUAAACUUUUGGUCUGAUGUUUAUGGUUAUAAAAUGAACUGUAUGAAGUCUGAAGUGGUCAGAGAAGCAAGUGUUGAUGUUGUUAAUUCUAAGCAUAUUAUAUCGGAUGCCUUUAUUAUAAAAGAAAUUGAUAUUAUGACUUGUGAUAUAAGUACCAUGGACUUUACAUCUGACUUUCAGCUUAUUAUUACUAAGGAUAGCAAAUUGACAUCACUUGUUGGUUAUUUUGACACUUUCUUUGAUCUUCCCAACAAAGUGUCGUUUUCCACUGGACCUGGAUCCACAACCACACAUUGGAAGCAAACUAUAUUUUACUUUAGAGAUUGUAAAGAAGUGAAACAAGGAGAUAUCAUAAAAGGCACUAUCACCUGUAACAGACAAAAAUCUGAUGUAAGGGCACUAGAAGUGCAAAUUAAUAUAUUUGGGAAGAACCACAAGUAUAUUCUUAGUUAAUAUAUGAAAAAAUUGUGUGUAAGUGAAAUAUGUGAUUUGUCUAAAUUUAAAGGGUAUAACAAAAACAUGCAUUUUAAUUCUAGUACAUUCUGAAUUUUGGAUAUGCUUAUUUUAAAAUAAACUAAGAGAUUUAAUCAAAACUAAAAAGAAAUGUUCUUUCUGAAUAGUUUUUACUAUAAUACAUAAUUGACGUCCACAAUUAUUAUAAUGUUUAUAUUCAGCGACUAUAAAUGAGAACGAAAUUUUUAGGAAGUACAAAUAUGUUGUUUGUUCCUUAGAUUCUGUUCUAAUUUUAUUAUUAAUGAAAUCAAAAUAUUUUUUUACUUUUUUCCAAUAUUCAAUUAUACUGUUGGAUGAGUGUAAUGUGGUAAUAAUGUAUGUUGUGUAAAACAAAACAUUAAAUCUAUAACUGUAGAUUUUAUUGUUAGUUAUAAUCUUUUGUGCAACAUGUUGUACAAAUUUUAUUGUACACACAGCAGCUCAUUAGGUUAUCAAAAAUGAUAUAUCUUUACAAUAUUGAUCCUUAAUUUAUCAUAUUAAAUCACAAAAUCAAUUGACAGAUUUUGAAUAACCUGAUGUGUUGUUGAUUGUGAUCUCUCUUCAUUUGUAUGUAUUAUAUUGCUCAGCUAAAUAUUCUAUUGGAUGCAGCUGUACAGGUGUAAAGGAUUGAGAUGCUGAUUUGCUUAUUGCAAAAUGUUUAUGGUGUAUAAUAAUAUGACCUAAAUACCUGUAAAUAAAACGCAUUUUCUAC
This is a messenger RNA of Diatraea saccharalis (sugarcane borer), 2383 nucleotides long. The record is from the annotation of a GenBank genome assembly. Lineage: Eukaryota; Metazoa; Arthropoda; Insecta; Lepidoptera; Crambidae.